Messenger RNA from Microsporum canis CBS 113480, 11598 nucleotides. RefSeq names its product peptide synthetase. The transcript is spliced from 2 exons. NCBI's taxonomy places the organism in Eukaryota, Fungi, Ascomycota, Eurotiomycetes, Onygenales, Arthrodermataceae. Gene Ontology annotation, biological process: amino acid activation for nonribosomal peptide biosynthetic process; secondary metabolite biosynthetic process. Gene Ontology annotation, molecular function: phosphopantetheine binding; catalytic activity. The record is from RefSeq and is a predicted model, not a curated record. Gene Ontology annotation, cellular component: cytoplasm. The coding region runs from base 1 to 11598 and encodes 3865 amino acids.
AUGGCACCUUACCUAUCUGCGGAAGCAGAAACCCCGGUAGCGGUUAACCAAUUCGAUAAUCCCCUCUCUUCAAAAGGGCCAAUUGUACAGGUUAAUGAGAAAUCUGCCCAGCUCUGCCUUAAGCUAUCCCCUGAGCUUGAGGAAUUUUGUACCAAAUCCGGAAUCACCUCCCACAAGAUCCUUCUAUCCGCCUGGGCUAUCACGCUCAGUUAUUAUACGGCUUCUGAGACCGUCACUCUUGGAGGUACAGAAUGGCAAAGAGACGGGACCUGCUACAAUAUAAGGUAUGAAGUGGGAUUGGAUGACGAUACACCCCUUCUUCGUGCUGUUGAGCAGUUUCAAACCAGCUCAUAUUCCGGCUCAACUGAAGAUACCGAUGAAGCUUCUCCUGGGAUGAAAAUGGUUGAUACAUUUGUGGUACAAAAAUUAUCAAAUUCAGGACUACCAGUUGAUAACCGCCCUGCCUUCAAGAUAAGGGGAUGUAAAACUCCUCUCUCGGACACCGUCAUCGUUGAUGUAGUCAACAGAGGGCUCACGGAACAAGUGGAAUUGGAUGUGUACCUUAAUGAAUCGUUAGGGAGACACCUCACUAACAUGUCGAGAACUUUUCAACAAGUUGUAGCCGAAAUGCUCCUUAAACCUACUGGGAAGUUGGGGGAUCUGAAUCUAUGCAACACAUGGGAUAUUACAACUCUGGCGAUGUGGAAUGGUGAAAUAUCAACAGAAGGCUCAGAUAAGUGCCUACAUGACUUGAUAAGCCUUCGGUGCGCCGAAGACCCAGACUAUCCCGCAGUACAGUCCUGGGAUGGAAACCUGUCAUAUGGACAGCUUGACGAGUUCUCAUCUAUUCUAGCUGCCCGGCUUUCUGCCUCCCAUCCUAGCGUUGGCCCUGAGAAAUUUGUUCCGUUGUUAUUCGAAAAGUCCAAAUGGGCCGUGGUAUCUGUACUCGCAGUGGUUAAAGCGGGUGCAGCAUUUGUAUUAUUGGACCCAUCGCUACCGCUUAAACGCCUUGAGCAUAUCUGUCGCCAGGUCAAGGCUACGGUAGUAAUUACCUCUCCUCAGAAUUCUAAACUUGCCGGUGCUUUGGAAAUCCCGAUUUUUAUUGCCAGCGAGAAAAAAGUUGCCACCCAUAGCCCUAUGUCUUGUUCUGGGCCUUUGGUUCGCCCGUCAAAUGCACUUUAUGCAAUUUUCACUUCUGGCUCAACAGGAAAUCCAAAAGGAAUUGUUAUUGAACAUGGUUCUUUCCUCUCCAGUGCCCUCGCAUAUAUCAAAACCGUGGACCUAAAUCGAAGCUCUAGGGUCUUGCAAUUUGCAUCCUACGCAUUCGACGUUAGUGUUUCUGAUAUAUUGUACAGUCUACUGUCUGGUGCUACUCUCUGUAUCCCUUCGGAUGCUGAGCGUAACAAUAAUUUAGUAGAGCUGGUUGACCGCUUGAAACCGAACUGGAUGGACCUCACACCGUCUUUCUUGAGAUCACUUUCACCUGCGGACCUUUACAGUGUUAAGACCAUCGUUCUAAGCGGCGAAGCGAUGACACAAGAUGUUAUUGCUAAAUGGGACAGUGAAGCACGCCUGUUGAAUGUUUACGGGCCAGCUGAAUGUUCAGUUCAGACCACCGUCCAGACUUCCGUUGCAGCUGACCCAGUGAAUAUCGGCUAUGCGAUCACUGGAGCCUCCUGGGUAGUUAGUCCAUCAGACCAUAACCGGCUGAUGCCGAUAGGCGCCAUUGGAGAGCUCUUAAUCGAAGGAACUCAUGUUGGGAGAGGGUAUAUAGACAGCCCGGAAAACACUCGUAAGGCCUUUAUCCGGAGCACAGAAUGGCUCCCUGAAUUCCGCAUGGACCAUAAGGCACUUUAUAAGACUGGUGAUCUAGUCCACUACCAGCCAGAUGGCUCUCUUCGGUACAUUGGCCGGAAAGAUACCCAGGUGAAACUGCGUGGACAGCGCAUUGAAUUAGGUGAAGUGGAGCAUUAUGUUCGAGAGUGCUUCACUGAGUCUAGGGAUGUUGUAACAGAAAUGGUGAAGCCGCAAUACGAGGGCGGAACACCCAUGCUCAUUGCGUUCGUGUAUUGCCCUGGAGAGAGAAACGGGCGGAAUGGCAAUGAGGUAGGAAAAGACACCUUAUUUGCCCAGCCAGAUGAUUCAUUCCGCGGCCACAGUGCCGCGGCUAGAGAGAAGAUGGCAAAUAAUCUUCCAGUCUAUAUGAUUCCAAGUGUCUUCAUCCCAUUGCUUCGUGUUCCUCUUUCGUCCACGGGCAAAACGGAUAGAAAGCUGUUACGAUCCCAGGCUGCUGCUCUAUCCCGAGCCAAUUUGGAUUCUUACUCAGUGAAUAUCAACAAGACACGAGUCCCACCAUCGUCUGACAUGGAGAAAUGUUUGCACUCGGUUUUCGCGGAAGUCCUCAACUUGUCUCCCGAAAUACUCGGCAUUGACGAUGACUUUUUCCAUAGCGGUGGAGAUUCCAUCACUGCUAUGCAGGUCAUUAGCCAGUGCCGGAAGCAAGGGAUAGCACUCGCUCUUGGUGAAAUAUUCCGCUUGAAGACAAUUAUAAAGAUUGCAAAAGGCGCUUCUUUUGGAGCUACUUCUUCCUUAUCCCGUCAACAGCAAGAGGACCAGGUUGGAGUACCAUUUGGCUUGUCUCCAAUCCAGGACAUGUAUUUUGAAGACUGCCCUGAAGGCCACAAUGACUUUAACCAAAGUUUUUUCCUUGCUUUUGCCCGACAUGUUGGAGAGGUAGAAUUGAUGAGAGCCAUGGAGCUUCUGAUUACCCGUCACUCAAUGCUCAGAGCCCGCUUCCAUCGUUCUAAGGAAGGAAAGUGGACACAGUCAAUUUCCCAGGAUGUGGUAGGUUCCUACCGAUUAGAAAGCCAUCGGUUAUCUCGCAGAGAAGAAGUUACUGCUAUCAUGAUGGACAGUCAAACUAGGCUGAACCCGCAGACCGGCCCACUUUUCUCGGUUGACUUCAUUGAAAUUGCAGACGACAAGUCCCAGUACGUGUUCCUUGUUGCUCAUCAUUUGGUCAUUGAUUUGGUAUCUUGGAGAAUUUUGCUAGCCGAGUUGGAAGAAGUCUUAGAAACAGGAACUAUUUCGCAAGAAAUUCCCAUACCAUUCCAAGCAUGGUAUAAGUUACAGCUUGAAUACGCCCAAAAACACUUGCCGCCACAAAAGGCCCUUCAUUUCACGCCUACUCUCGUAGAAGCCGAUUAUUGGGGCAUGAAAGGUCGAAAAAAUAUUUAUGGAAAUGUCAUUCACGCAUAUCUGAAGGUUGAUGAAGCCUUGACAACUGCAUUGCUCAAGGAUGCCAAUUUGGCAUUUGACACUCAGCCAGUUGAGAUUCUGCACGCCUCACUCCUACAUUCGUUUAUGAAAUGUUUCCCCGACAGAGAGCCACCACUCAUUUUUAAUGAGGGCCAUGGACGAGAACCGUGGGAUAGCUCAAUUGAUAUUUCACGGACAGUUGGCUGGUUUACAACUAUCUGGCCUACUGAGGUGUUAGUGGAUGAUAGGAAUGACGUGGUUGAUAUAGUCCGGCGGGUCAAGGAUGGAAGACGAAAGGUGCCUGGCAGAGGAUGGCCUUACUUUGCUUCCAGAUAUCUUAAUGACAAGGGAAGAGCAGCAUUCAAUGGAUACACGCCGUUUGAGAUUGUUUUCAAUUUCCACGGACUGUACCAGCAACUUGAACGUAAGGAUGGCCUCCUUCAACAAGUCCCUUGGAAGUAUGAGGCGUCUUGUGACAAUGGGCCUAAUGUCGUUCUCCCUGGACUGUUUGAAAUUACUGCAGUCAUUAUCCAUGGUAGCCUCCAGUUCGAAUUUAUGUAUAGUCGGGAAAUGCAACACCAGGACGCCAUUAGACAUUGGAUCCGAAGCUGUGCUAGCUCUCUCCAUGAGGCUAUAGAGGGCCUGUUGGUACAUGAGGAAUCUCCUACAUUGAGUGAUUUUCCACUUCUACCUUUGACUUAUAAUGGUCUGACCCAAUUGACCACUGAAAUCCUCCCUCAAUUGGGGAUAUCGUUGAAUGACAUAGAUGAAAUAUACCCCUGCCUUCCUAUGCAAGAGGGCAUAUUGCUCAGUCAAAUUCGAAAUAAUUCGCAUUACCAGACCCGAACAAUGAUCGAGCUCGUGUCUUCCAAUGGAGCAAUCGAUACGGUUCGAGUUCGUGACGCAUGGCAACAGGUUACAAAUCGUCACCCCUCACUCAGGACAGUGUUUGUGAAAAGUAGCCUUUCAGGGGCCAUGUAUGACCAAUUGGUAUUGAAAUCAAUGCAGGCCCAAGUCCGUAUAUUGCCGCGCGCUAGAAAUCACGAGGCGGCUGAAAUACUCUAUAAGGAGCGGAGAAAUUUCAGUGAACUUGGGCAACCUUUGCACCUACUCACAGUCUGUGAAAACUCCGACGGUCAAGUUCUUGCUGACCUUGGGUUCAACCAUGCAAUCAUUGAUGGCGUUUCUAUUUCAACCCUGCUUGAAGAAUUCAAGCUUGCAUAUAUGGGAGAACUCACAGAAUCCCCAGCUUCACACUACAGCGAAUUUGUUAAUUAUAUUCAGAAUAUGUCCCAUCAAGAAACCCGCAAGUACUGGGUGAAUUAUUUGGGAAACUCUGAUCCCUGUCUAUUCCCAGUUCUUACGGACGGUGUCUUUUUAUCUACUGGACUAGAGGCCAAUAAGCUAGAGAGGACAAAAAUUACCCUUGAAGAUUUACCAGAUCUUCAUGAAUGGUGCAGAGCGCGAGAUAUUACUCUUUCAACUCUACUUAGGGUGUCCUGGGCUCUUGUUUUGCGUUGUUUUACCCAGAUGGAUGAUGUUUGCUUUGGGUAUAUGAAUUCUGGCCGGGAAGCCCCAAUUGACGGUAUUGAAGAAAUCGUCGGCCUCUGUGCGAAUAUAAUCAUCUGCCGACUGGAACUCUUCAAAGAAAGGAAUAUUGCAGGCAUCUUCCAAUCUGACAAAACAGAUUUUCUCAACUCCUUGUCGAAUCAGAAUGCCUCUCUAGCGGAUAUUAUGCAUGCUAUUAACAUGUCGAAUCAAACGCUCUUCAAUACAAUCUUAUCCAUACAAAAUAAGUCGACGCCAUCUGAAAUUGGAAACAGUAAUUUCGUGGUUAAAGAAUUAUUCGAAGACGACCCGACUGAAUACGAUAUCAGUGUCAACAUCGAACUCUCCGGCUCAGGCAAGAAUAUCAGUGCAUAUCUUGGAUAUUGGACUGCAAGUCUUUCUCGAUGGCAGGCACAAAAUGUUUCUACGACAUUCAGUCAUAUCAUCUCUGAGAUUGUUAACUCUCCGAAUCUCUCUACCAUCGAGAACUUGAACUAUUUUGGUGUAGCCCAUAAGUGGCAGGUUGCAAAAUGGAAUAUUGACGCGGCUGCGUCAGUAGACUGUUGUACCCAUACCUUGAUUAAGGAGCGCUGUAAAUUUCAGCCUGAGGCCCAGGCUAUCUGUUCUUGGGACGGAAAUAUGACCUAUAUGGAACUAGAUGAAAUAUCGUCUAAGUUAGCUACUAAAUUGGUUACCGCCGGUGUGAAGCCUGACUCUAUCGUACCACUAUACUUUGAGAAGUGUAAAUGGGCUCCGGUAGCAAUGCUGGGAGUUCUAAAAGCAGGGGGAGCAUUUGUUCUGCUUGACCCUUCGUAUCCAAAACAACGCCUUCAAAAAAUAUAUCAGGAUACAGGUGCCAUUUUAGUCGUGACGACUCCGCCACUUUCUGCUGGUGCCGAACAAUUGACAAAGCAAGUUAUCGUGAUUAGUGAGGAGGUAUCUUCCUGGAACAUAGAUGAGGCUCUUCUGAGUACUGUGUCAGUCACCCCUAAGAACGCCAUGUAUUCCGUCUUCACUUCGGGGUCUACAGGAGAGCCUAAAGGCGUUAUCAUUGAACAUACGGCAUUCCUCACCAGUGCUCGUGGCCAUAGUGCUACACUUCACCUAGACUCGAGAAGCCGAGUGUUCCAAUUUGCAUCGUAUACUUUUGAUGCAACCAUCUGUGAAACGCUUACAGCCCUUCUUGUCGGUGGUUGCAUCUGUACACCGUCGGAAGCAGAAAGGUGGAAUGAUAUAUCUGGUGCGAUAGCAAGAUUGAAUGCAAAUUGGAUGUUUAUAACACCAGCAUUGGCUAGAACACUUGAUCCCUCUCGUUUUGCCUCACUGAGGACUAUGGUUAUCGGAGGUGAACUCAUCACCACUGCCGAGACCCGUCUUUGGUGCGACAAACUGCAGCUACUUUUGGCCUAUGGACCCUCAGAAUGUUCAGUGAUAUGUGCCGUCACAGAUCCUGUAAAGACAAUUUCUGACCCUCGAAACCUUGGACACAUAUUCGCUGGUUCUUCUUGGAUUGUUGAUCAACAUGAUCACAAUAAACUGGUUCCUAUUGGCUCAGUUGGUGAAUUAAUCAUUGAGGGGCCUCUUAUUGCUCGGGAAUAUAUUAACCGCCCAGAGAAGAAUGCAGAAGCAUUCGUGGAGGAACCAGCGUGGCUUUAUGAUUUCCGAUGGAGCAGAAAGUCGCGAUUCUAUAAAACUGGUGAUCUUGUCCAAUAUGCCGUCGACGGCACUAUUCGAUACGUGGGACGAAAAGAUACACAGAUCAAACUUCGAGGGCAACGUCUUGAGCUGGGAGAGAUUGAGCAUCGUCUGCGUCAAGCAUUCCCUAGCGCUAAGGAUGUUAUUGUUGAUGUCGUUCUCUCCAGCGUAAAGAAGACUCGAGCUUUAAUCGGCUUUGUAUACUGUGGCAACGAGGCCAAGUCGUCUCCAGAAAAGAUAUGGAAUAUACCGUCUGAAAUAUUCACCCUACACGCGCAGGAGGCGAGGAAAAGGCUGCAAAAGGAAUUACCAAGUUACAUGAUCCCAGAGUCCAUCCUCCCGUUGGCGAACAUUCCCCUUACCAAGAACGGGAAAUUCGAUAGAAAGCUUUUGCGGAAGGAAGUUGAGAAAAUGUCCUCUGAAGCUCUCCUAACAUUAGACUCCGAUAAAAAAUCGAAACGAAGGCCAUCGAAUGAGAUUGAGAGGAAGCUUCAGGACCUGGUUUGCCGCGUGCUUGGCCUAUCGGAGGAUAGACUAGGCAUGGAUGAUAGCUUUUUCCACCUUGGAGGGGACUCAAUCAGUGCUAUGAAGCUAGUUGGAGUCGCAAGAACCGAAAAACUGGGUAUAACUGUUGCUGAUAUCUUCAAAAACCCCCGGCUUGAAGAUUUAGCAUCUGCUCUACGCCACAAUCUCGACCUGAAGGCUGAUCGCAUAGAGCCAUUCUCUCUACUCGGCAAUGACGAAGCUCGUAAUGCUGCUAUUGAAAAGGUUGUCGGCACACGCUUGAUCGAAAUGAAAGACAUUGAAGAUAUAUACCCCUGCACCCCUCUCCAGGAGGGUAUGAUGGCGCUCAGCAUCAAGACUCCAGGGACAUAUACAAUGCAGCACAUUUUCCAGUUACCUGAGUUGGUGGAUACGAAACAGCUGCAGGUGGCAUGGGAUAGGGCCAUUGAAUCCAACCCAAUUCUUCGAACACGCAUAUAUCAAGGUGAUUGUGGAAAGGCUCAGCAGGUGGUUGUCCGUAGCAGAAUUGAGUGGCAAGAAUCGAAUAGUUUAGACGCAUAUCUCAUUCAAGAUCGGAACAUUCCAAUGAAACUUAUGGGGCCACUAAUCCGGCUUGCAUUGAUCAAUGAUCAGGCCGGUGGCUCUAAACGAUAUAUGGCUAUAACCUUGCACCACGCAUUAUACGAUGGGUGGUCGGAAUGCCUACUCCUGGAAGCUGUUGAAGCAGCUUACCGUGGUGAAGAAUUGAAGCAAAGGCCUUUCGCACCAUUGAUCAAAUAUAUUUCGCAGGGCUAUGAAGCUGCCAGAGGUUUUUGGCAUACUCAAUUUUCCGAUGUCAAAGCCGUUGCCUUCCCGCCUUUGCCCUCCGAAAACUACUCUGCCAUUCCUAGUUUUACAAUCCAACGGUCAGUUCGUUUGACAAAUUAUCACCAGAAUGGCUUCACUCUUAAUUGUCAACUGCGCCUAGCCUGGGCUACCGUAAUCUCGCAAUAUACAGCAUCUGAAGAUGUUGUAUUUGGAGUGACUGUGACUGGACGGGAUGCUCAAGUGCCCGAAAUUGAAAGUAUGACUGGCCCUGCGCUUGCCACUGUCCCUCUCAGAGUGCAACUACGCUCAAAUGACAAUGUUGGAGACAAUUUGCAGGAUAUCCAGGAUCAAUUCGCACAGUCCAUACCAUUUGAGCAGUUCGGACUCCAAAAUAUCGGCGCUCUUGGAGAAGAUGCUGCCGCUGCUUGCCGAUUUAACAGCUUGCUUCUCGUUCAGCCAUAUGUGGAAGAGCCCCAGUGGGAGAUAUUCAAUCAACAAGUCCCUAUACCUGGUCAAUCCACUUUCGAUACAUAUCCCUUGACUCUCCAAUGCACCUUGGGAAAAGAUAUCGUUGACGUUGAAGCAAUAUUUGAUGCCAAUGUUCUGUCCCAUGAAAUGAUGGAGAGAAUUCUCGGUCAAUUUGUACACCUCUUCGAAGAGAUGGCUAAGGAUCUAUCAAAGCCUAUUAAAAGCAUUAAUUUAAUCGGCCCUGAUGACAUGGCUUUAUUGAAGGUUUUGAAUGGUGAGCCACCACGAAAGCAGGAGUUACUAACACAUGCACUCAUCCAACAGCAAUGUGAAAGGCAACCGGAUGCCCAGGCAGUUUGCGCAUGGGAUGGCAACCUCACUUACAGCCAAUUAGAUAGCCAUACAAAGAGGCUCGCGGCCUAUCUCAACAGCCUUGGGGUAGGUACCGAAAUGAUCAUACCUCUCUGCUUUGAGAAAUCGAAAUGGACAACUGUUGCAAUGCUUGGAGUGAUGAGAGCCGGUGCUGCAUUUGUUCUUCUUGAUCCAUCUUCCCAGCCUGUCCAACGGAUGGCAGAAAUGUGCCAACAAGUGAGCGCUAGUUUGAUUCUUUCGUCUGAAAAAUAUGCCUCCAAAAUUCAACAACUCAGCUACGAGAUUGUUACAAUUGCAGACUCAGAACCUAUUUGGAAGACUGAGACUCCAAACUGGCAACCUCCGUAUAUCUGUCCCAACAACGCAAUUUACUCCGUCUUCACCUCUGGAUCUACUGGAAAGCCCAAAUGUAUUACCAUUGAACACCUUGGGUUCGCGAGUAGCGCAGAUGCAAACAGGAAGAUUCUGGGUCUAGGAUCCAAUACCCGCGUGCUUCAGUUUUCCUCAUACUCGUUUGACGUUUGUAUUGAAAACAACCUUACUACCCUAGUAGCAGGUGGCUGCAUUUGUGUUCCUUCAGAAGCAGAUUGCAAGGGUGACCUUGCAAAGUCGGCGCGAGACUUUAAGGUAACCUAUGCCGACUUGACGCCAUCAGUGGCCCGAAUCCUUGAGCCUCAUGAUAUACCCACUGUUGAGAUUGUUAUCCUUGGUGGUGAGGCUAUGGCAGCAGAGGAUGUUGCCCGCUGGUCCAAAAAAGUCCGCCUUGUCAAUGCAUAUGGCCCAGCUGAGUGUUCCGUCACCUCCACUAUCCAGCCAGAUGUCGGACUCCAGGUGAAUCCGGCCAAUAUUGGACGUCCAUGUGCCGCCAGAUGCUGGGUUGUAGAUAGGUUCGAUCAUUUAAGACUUCUUCCAAUUGGUGCUAUUGGUGAGUUGGUUAUCGAAGGUCCAAUUGUUGGUCGUGGUUAUUUGAACAAUCCUGCUGCAUCUGAGGCCUUUAUUGAAGCACCAGCAUGGCUUUCCGCCAUUCGAGAUGGUGAAAGUUAUCGAAUGUAUAAAACUGGCGAUCUAGUUCAAUAUAACGUUGACGGGACCCUCACCUACAUUGGUAGAAAGGACCUACAGGUCAAACUUAAUGGACAGAGAAUUGAACUAGGAGAUGUUGAGUCUCAUGUUCGCCGACAUUUCCGUGCCAGUCGAGAUGUUGUCGUUCAAGUGGUAACUCACACCGAACUUGGUAACCAUUCACGUCUCGUUGCAUUUGUCUGGCAAGAGCAUGAGCAAAACGGCGUCAUAGAGGGCGAGGCAUCACUACUUAGGGCUGCUACCGAACGAUUCCGUCAAGAUGUCAGAUCUGCUGAAGAGAAGCUUCGACAGUCUCUUCCAAACUUCAUGGUGCCAACUACAUUCAUACCAUUAUCUGAGCUUCCCUUGAAUGCAUCGGGCAAGGCGGACAGAAAGCGUUUACUCGAGGCUGUACUGGCAUUGUCUCGUGAAGAUAUCCAGUCCUAUGCCCCAGCUAGGGAGAGACGGCCGGUAUCCACGGAGAUGGAGCGCAAGAUCCAAGCAAUCUGGGCGAGGACACUAAAGAUCAGCCCAUCCGAGAUCAGUGCUGGAGAUAGUUUCUUCCAGCUUGGGGGUGAUUCCAUUGCGGCAAUGAAAGUUGCUGCUGCUGCCAGAACAGAGGGCGUUUUCAUUUCACUUCAAGACCUCUUCCAAAACGCUCCUUUGGAAAAGCUGGCCAAAGCAGGAGAGGCCAAAGUAAACGCUGCAGACGAAGCUAUUGACUGGACGAAAGAAAUUGCUGUCUGUCCGGGCCUUGAGAUGCCCUUGGUAAAGCUCCCGCCGCGUCAAACUCCCGAGAGCAAGGUCGAGGUCAUCUUGACUGGAUGUACCGGCUUUUUAGGCCACGAAAUUCUCAGACAGCUUGAAGAGUGCCCCGAAAUUUCCAAGAUUCACUGUGUCGCCAUCCGAGCGAAGGGUACAGGAGUUGCAAGGAAUGAUAGCCUUAACUCUGAGAAGAUUGUGACAUACACAGGUGACCUCGCACUACCACGACUUGGUCUAUCGAGGGAAGAAGAAGAGCGUAUCCUAGCCCGGUGUGGAGCAAUAAUUCACUGUGGUGCCUUGGUAUCUUUCGUCCAGGGCUACCAAACCCUCUACGGGCCCAAUGUAGCGUCUACAAAGGAGCUCGCGAGAUGGGCCAUGAAAAACUUCAUACCUUAUCACUUCGUCUCGACUGCUGGAGUAGGCCAUCUCAGCGGUGCCGAUUUCUUCGAUCAAGUAUCUGUUUCAGCAUAUCCACCCCCUACCGACGGAUCGGACGGAUACACCGCAUCGAAAUGGGCGAGCGAAGCCUACCUGGAGAAUGUGAAUCAGAAAUUCGGACUUCCAAUCUACAUCCACAGACCGACCAAUAUUAUUGGCACCAGCACAUCCCAAAUCGACGUUGUCAAUAACCUAUUGACAUAUUCUCGCAAGAUAAAGAUGGUUCCUCGCUUUACAAACUGGACUGGAUAUCUGGAUCUUAUCAAUGUCAGAUAUGUCGCUUCCGACAUUGUUGAGAGUGUGCUGAAGUUGAGAACUCCUACCUCCACCGACAGAUAUGGUUUGGAAUACAUACAUGAAGGAGGAGAGAUCGUCGUACCUAUUCAGCAGCUGGGAGAAUACCUGGGCAAAGAAGCCGGUGGUCCUUCGUUUAAGAAUGUGGACUUGGAUUGUUGGGUUGCGAGUGCGAAUGAGCAUGGAAUCAACCCGCUUGUUGGGGACUACUUGAAGGAUUUACGAGACCAGGAAAUUGAAGUGUCUCUUCCUUUGGCAAAGUGCAAUCGCACGAUGGAGACGUUGGCUACAUUGAACAGAGAAAACGGAGCAAAUGGAGUACACAUUACAAACGGAGUGAAUGGUAUAAAGGUGGAUGGUACUGCUGAAGCAAACGGAUUACAUUGA